GCCCAGUCACUGAGUCCCCUUUCCGUAGUCCGAGCCUGCUCGUCGCCGACUCCCGCGCGACUGCCAUUUCUCUCGUUGUUAUCAGAACAGGACAGGAAAGCGCAAGCUCCACCAUCAGGCUCAACAAAGCAAGCUGAGCGACCGAUGCUCAUCCCGAUCUACACGAACCUCUAACGCAACAACGCGAGUCGUCUCGACACUCGCUAUUGCCUCUCAACAUGUCGACCGCUGCCAUCAUAACAGAUCGCCCUCAAACGACCCCCUCGCGACAGCCUUCGCAGUCUCAGACGCACACGAUGAAUGCCCACGCGCGCUCGGCCUCGGCCUCGGCCUCUGCUGCUGCUGGUCAGCUCGCGAACGUUGCUAGGAACGACUAUGAGCGAUCAAACGUAGCACACCAAUCUUCUGCGACCCGCCAACGCGCCGAUGCGCCCACACGCUCAGACUCGACGAGAAACACCGCUCCGCCCAGUCAGUCGAGAUAUCAUUCCCAAGACUUGGCCUCUUCUGCUUCAAAUGGCACCCAUGCUGCCCCAGCCGCAGGAACAAACCUUCGCCGAAGAACAACAAUCGAUGCAACCACUGGUCACUGGGAUCUGGGAAAGACCAUCGGUGCGGGCAGCAUGGGUAAAGUGAAGCUGGCUCGCAAUAAGGAGACUGGUGAACAAGUUGCUGUCAAGAUCGUCCCUCGCCAGUCGACCGACGAGCACCGUAAUGCCCAAGACCGCGAAAGAGCAGACCAUUCAAAGGAAGUGCGUACCGCCCGUGAAGCCGCUAUCGUCACCCUGGUCGAUCACCCCUAUAUUUGCGGUAUGCGGGAUGUCCUCCGCACCAACUACCAUUGGUACAUGCUAUUUGAGUAUGUCAACGGUGGCCAGAUGCUCGACUACAUCAUUUCGCAUGGCCGUCUGAAGGAGAAGCAGGCGCGUAAGUUCGGACGUCAAAUCGCAAGUGCCCUCGACUACUGUCACCGCAACAGCAUCGUACAUCGAGAUCUCAAGAUUGAGAACAUUCUCAUCAGCAAGACGGGAGAUAUCAAGAUCAUUGACUUUGGUUUGAGCAACACCUUCUCACCCAAGAGCCUCCUAAAAACCUUCUGUGGCUCGCUUUACUUCGCCGCCCCUGAGCUUUUGCAGGCAAAGGCUUAUACUGGUCCGGAGGUCGAUGUCUGGAGUUUUGGUAUCGUCUUGUACGUCCUGGUCUGUGGAAAGGUACCAUUCGACGACCAGAGCAUGCCGCAAUUGCAUGCCAAGAUCAAGAAAGGAGCAGUCGAGUAUCCACCUUGGCUGAGCGCAGAAUGCAAGAAUUUGAUUGCACGCAUGCUUGUCACUGAUCCCACACAACGAGCAACCCUUGCCGAGAUCAUGGUCCAUCCCUGGAUGACGAAGGGAUUUGGUGGUCCGCCGGAGAAUUAUCUGCCGCCUCGCAAGGCACUACAGCUACCGCUGGAUCCUCGAGUGCUACAGAAGAUGGACGGUUUCGACUUUGGUACGGCAGAAUACAUUGAGCAGCAGCUUACGAAGAUUAUACAAUCCGAAGAGUACCAGAAGUCAGUUGUGGCGAUGGAACGCCGUCACCAGUCAGGCGUCUCGGAUUCACAAAACAAGCAAGGAGGCAUGUUUGACUUCUACAAAAGACGAAAGUCUACAACAAGUCGAGACACUCUUACCGGACCGUCCUCGGAAGCCGUCCAAUUAGGCACAGAUCCUCUGAAUGCCUACAACCCUCUGCUUUCGAUUUACUUCUUAGCCAAAGAGAAGAUAGAGCGCGAAGAGAGGGAAUCUAACCCAGGCGCGCUCUCGAUGCCGCGCUCGCCUGGAGAGAAGCCAUUGCAGCUGCCAGACCUCCAGCCACCGGCAGCUGCUUACACAAACACCGCCACCUACGAGAUGGCUGGAGAGGCGCCAACAGGAGGCAGGAGUCGUCCACGAGCUAGAACGCACGGCGAGGAUGAUCUGCAGGAAGACGCGAAGAAGGCCAGGUCGACCAACCGCGUGCCUCCAGUACCAUCUCCUGCAAUUGUCCUUCCUCCACCCGAACACACGCCAAUCAAGAAGGAGAGUGCCGCAGUUGGUCUACUCCGUAGAUUGAGUACUAGACGGCACAAGGAUCCUGAAAGACCCGCUCCAGCAGCGACAAACGACGCGUAUACGACUCCGCGAAAGAGCUUCAGCAUGAGGAGGCAACGAGACACAAGCGCGAAUAGAUUGCAGGCGGAACCUGUCGUCGAAAAACCGACCGAGCUGCUUACGCCAACAGCCGAGCGUACCGGUCUUGGUCGCUCCACCAGUGUCAGUGCGGCUGAGCAUAAUCGCAACAACUCACGCCGAGGUGUCUCAGAAGGGUCGACCGCUCGACAAACAGCAGUCACUCCACAGCCCACCAGACGCGCUGAUAGACAGUAUGGAGACGCUUCUUCAGAUGCUGAACCUUCGGCUCCCAGAACAAUGCCUCUCACCUCACGAACAAAGUCCAUGGGCCACGGUCGCAAGGAAAGCUUCCAGGCACGUCGGGCUCGAAGAGUGGAUAAUCGUACAGAGGACGUGCCAGAAGAGACCGACCAGGACCUUCGAGAAGUAGAGGCAGCUCGAUCGGCUAACAGCACCAGUGAGAGCCCGAACGGCAUCAAGCCUGUUUACCUGAAGGGUUUAUUCAGUGUAUCAACAACCAGCUCGAAGCCUCUGGCCGUGAUUCGUACCGAUAUCAUCAGAGUUCUGAAACAGCUCGGUGUCGAAUAUCGCGAGAUCAAGGGCGGGUUCAGUUGUAGACAUGCUCCUAGCAUUGACAUGGAGAAACCGAGAGAGGAGCCAGCAAUCGGGCCUGGAAGCCACAGACGCAAGAUUAGCUUUGGCGGUUUGAUCAGCGGAAGUACGGCCGAGCCCACAACACCUACACCACCGCGGUUCAGACGUGACAAUAGCUACACUGCGAGCGACAGUUCAGACGAUGAUGGCGAGGAGAGAAGGGUCCGCGGACAACAGCACAAUCGAGCUGCUGGUGAAACAUCGACACACGUGCAGAGCGAUCUUGGACAAGGCAUGGUUCUCAAGUUUGAGAUAUUCGUGGUCAAGGUUCCUCUGUUGAGCUUGCACGGUAUUCAGUUCAAGAAGGUGGAUGGUGGUACUUGGCAGUACAAGAACAUGGCGCAGACCAUUCUGAACGAGCUGAAACUGUAGAAAGGAUUGAGAUCGGCGGAGGAUGUAAUGGAAGGUACGAGUAAAAGACGGCAUAUUAGGCGUUCUAGCAAGCAGGCAGGUGUUUGGAUUAAAGACGAAGCAGAUUUAAGGACUUAAUUAUAGGAGUCUCAUGGCUCGAGCAGCAUGAAUAUGGAGCCAAGAGGCAGAAGAUGUGAAGCAUAACUACCACUUUCUGCUUCAACCGUACCUAUGCAAUCACGACUUGUUCGUUCACUUCGGUUGUCAGGUAUCUGCUUGCAAUUGUUCUCGACGGAAACGCACAGAAGAUGAAGAUGCAGUGAAG
Messenger RNA from Aureobasidium subglaciale EXF-2481, 3480 nucleotides. RefSeq lists its product as uncharacterized. Gene Ontology annotation, biological process: microtubule cytoskeleton organization; intracellular signal transduction; protein phosphorylation. The record is from RefSeq and is a predicted model, not a curated record. Gene Ontology annotation, molecular function: protein serine/threonine kinase activity; tau-protein kinase activity; ATP binding. The transcript has 3 exons. The coding region runs from base 219 to 3176 and encodes 985 amino acids. Gene Ontology annotation, cellular component: cytoplasm. Lineage: Eukaryota; Fungi; Ascomycota; Dothideomycetes; Dothideales; Saccotheciaceae.